CCCUUCGUCUCUCUCCCUCACUCACUCUUUCUCUCGGGGUUUAACCAAACGAAUCAAAGCAAAAUGGCGUCAGCAGCACAGCCACCGUCUCUUCCACUGCCACUACAGGCGUCGAAUGUUGCAGGAGGAGGGUGGAAUUCUCUUCAACGAGCUUCAUUGUACGUGGGUGAUUUAGACCCGGACGUUACUGAGACUGACCUCAUUAACAAAUUCUCUGCUAUUGCUCCCGUCUCUUCUCUUCGCCUUUGCCGUUGCCUCCGUACUAGGAAGUCUCUUCGUUACGCUUACAUCAACUUCUUCUCUCAUUUUCAUGCACGUAAAGCUUUCGCUUGUCUAAACCACACUGACCUAAAGGGGAAACCAAUGAGGAUAAUGUGGUCUCAGAGAGAUCCUUUUCCAAGAAAGAUUGGUAUCGGUAAUCUUUUUGUCAAGAACCUGGACCCUUCUAUAAGCAGCGCUUGCUUGGAAGGAAUCUUCUGCCGUUUUGGGACUAUUCUUUCGUGUAAAAUCGCUGAAGAAAAUGGCAAGAGUAAAGGAUUUGGAUUUGUACAGUUUGAUUCAGAGGGAUCAGCUAUGGCUGCCAUGACCGCGCUCCAUGAUACUAUGCUUGAAGGGAGGAAGUUAUAUGUGGCCAAAUUUGUCAGGAAGAGCGAGAGGACAACUUCUUCUGAAGAAGAGAAGUUCACUAAUCUCUAUGUGAAAAAUUUGUUUGAUGACAUGACAGAGGAUCUUCUUAAAGAAAUGUUUUCUAGAUACGGGAAGGUUUGCAGUGUUGUAAUCAUGAAGGAUGGCAAUGGGAUGUCAAGAGGUUUUGGGUUUGUCAACUUUCAAUCCCCAGAUGAUGCUAAGAAGGCUCUCGAGGCUAUGAACGGUUUACAACUUGGUUCAAAGAAUUUGUUUGUGGGAAGGGCUCAGAAGAAGGCUGAAAGGACAAAGCUAUUGAAAAACAAGUACAAGGAUGUGUUCAACUGCCGUUUUGAGAAAUUGAAGGCUUCGAAUCUCUACGUGAAGAACCUUAAUGAUUCCAUUGAUGACAAAAGAUUACAAGAAGUUUUUGGUCGCUUUGGACGAAUAACCUCAGCUAGGGUGAUGCGCCUUGAAAAUGGAAGGAGUAAGGGGUUUGGCUUUGUGUGCUUUUCCUCUCCUGAAGAAGCGACGGCAGCUUUACAUGGGCUUAAUGGAACCUUUUUUGAGGGAAAGUUUUUAUAUGUAGCAGUAGCUCAACGUAAAGAAGAUCGCUGCAAGGAAUUGCAGUACUACUAUAUGCAAAACACCCCAGUACAAUCCUCAUAUCAAUCUAGUUGCAAUGGUGGUACCCCUCAGUUCCACUCAUUUUACUUCAAUUUCCCCCCUUGCCCUACUGUCUCCCCUCUCCUGUGCCAGCCAUCCUUAUAUCAACAUUUUGUUACAAACGUGGGCCAGUAUCCUUUUGCAACAACAGAUGAACAACAAAACUUCUCAUAUGAUCAAAUGAGACACGUGCACCCGAGCAUUGCUGGGAUCAGAAGAGACUGCAUGUACAAACAGCAUUCUAUGACAUAUAACUCUAAUGUUCGGCUCCGAGAGCUGGACCAUGUCAAUUCUGGGAGUAAGAAAGUAGGUUUCAGAAAGAAGGGGAACAAAAGGUGUGAACCUGCGGAAAACUCUUCGGUAGCAUUAGCAGCUAUCGAACCUGUUACUGCAGCAACAUCCCCUGGAAACUCUGAAAACAAUGAAAAUCUAAGUCACCCAUUUGUGGAGAAUCUUAAGCCAGAACACGCCGCGAAGGUAUCAGGAGUGCUGUUGGAGAUGAACUCUGAUGUACUCAAGCUACUUAAUUCUCCAAAUUCCUUGGCCAUUAAAGGCAAGCCAGUCCAAGUGCUAAAGGAGGCAAAUGCCAGGACUGGCACCGAUGCUGUUACUUUUACCAACCCUAAAUCUGCCCGUUGCUUGAGCUAUUAGCUGGUGUCAUUAGACAUUCCUAACAUGCCUACUCUUUGCCUAGGUAGCUUUUCAGUUUUGCCAAUCACUUGCUGCUUAUGCAUAAGACAGUGUUAUAUGUUGUCUGGAAUAUAUUUUCCUUGUAUCCAA
Molecule: messenger RNA, 2070 nt
Organism: Gossypium raimondii (Peruvian cotton)
Lineage: Eukaryota; Viridiplantae; Streptophyta; Magnoliopsida; Malvales; Malvaceae
Product: polyadenylate-binding protein 6
Exons: 8
Coding region: 64-1941 (625 amino acids)
Cellular component (GO): ribonucleoprotein complex; nucleus; cytosol
Molecular function (GO): poly(U) RNA binding; poly(A) binding; mRNA 3'-UTR binding
Source: RefSeq, a predicted model, not a curated record